This is a messenger RNA of Raphanus sativus (radish), 544 nucleotides long. RefSeq names its product sm-like protein LSM1B. The record is from RefSeq and is a predicted model, not a curated record. Gene Ontology annotation, molecular function: RNA cap binding. Gene Ontology annotation, cellular component: P-body; Lsm1-7-Pat1 complex. Lineage: Eukaryota; Viridiplantae; Streptophyta; Magnoliopsida; Brassicales; Brassicaceae. Gene Ontology annotation, biological process: deadenylation-dependent decapping of nuclear-transcribed mRNA. The transcript has 4 exons. Bases 1 to 363 code for a protein of 120 amino acids.
AUGUUGGCCUCUGCUCUUUAUAAUUAUGAUGAUGCAGGAAAGAUAGUUGUGCUGCUUAGAGAUGGUAGAAAGCUAAUGGGAACACUCCGUUUCUUUGAUCAAUUCGCCAAUGCGGUUUUAGAAGGUGUUUGCGAGAGGGUAAUUGUUGGUGAGCAAUACAACGACAUUCCUUUAGGCCUCUAUGUAAUCCGUGGAGAGAAUGUUGUUCUAAUUGGUGACCUUGACACGGAGAGAGAGGAGCUUCCUCCACAUAUGGUUCGCGUCUCAGAGACAGAGAUUAAAAGGGCGCAGAAAGUGGAAAGGGAAGCGAGUGAGCUGAGAGGAACAAUGAGAAAGAGAAUGGAGUUUCUUGACUUUGAUUAAACCGGAUUGUAUCCCCUAUUCAUUUUCUUGCCUUGAUGCUCUGCUCUGGCUCGCAAGUUUUAUUAGGAGCCUUUUUGGUGUGUGGGUGAAAGAGAUAUGUUGAUUUAGGAGACACUGAUGUAUGUCUACUGUCUAGUUUUUUUUGUUUGUUUCAUUUUGGAAGAGUAUGAUAGAAUAAUCU